Molecule: messenger RNA, 5264 nt
Organism: Astyanax mexicanus (Mexican tetra)
Lineage: Eukaryota; Metazoa; Chordata; Actinopteri; Characiformes; Acestrorhamphidae
Gene: zfta
Product: zinc finger translocation associated
Exons: 5
Coding region: 415-2406 (663 amino acids)
Biological process (GO): negative regulation of DNA-templated transcription
Source: RefSeq, a predicted model, not a curated record
CAGGGGCCCCAAGCACGGCUCCCCACCCUGAAGACAAGCAGAGGCUGAAAACCCAACACAGGAGGCCGCCCGGACCUCCCCAACACCCCGGCAAACCUACGAACCGGACCGCUCGACGAGCCGCGGAGAGCCGCGCACAAACUCGCGGCGACACGCAAAAGUUAGCUUAAGUAGUUCAGGCCAGCAGAGCGGCGGCGAGGGCACGCGAGCAGACACACACACACAGCGGCUACUAACGCAACACACACUCUCACAAUCUCUCUCUCACACACACUCUAAUGUAAUAUGGGCGAGCGCGGCUUCCUCGUGCUUUUACAAGCGUUCGCCGCGUGCCUCCGCGAAUCCGCGCGCUCGUGACAGCCCCGCGCGGGAGCCGAGCGGAGAGGGCCGAGCUGGAGCAGCGCCGAGGCGGGCAUGGAGGAGGAGAAAGAGCCCCAGGAGCCGGAGCCCCGGCGCACAGCGGCUCACACACAGGCGCUCUCAUUAAUAAUAAGAGCCGUGGAGGGGGAGGCGACACCGGGGGAGCCCUCGGCAGGCGAAGACGACAUGACCAAUGGACACAUUGGAGAUGACGGUCAAGUCGGACUUGUCACUCCUGGAACAAGUUACUGGAGCAUCUCUGAAAGCCCCAACUCCCCCUUCCUCCUGUCCCCUGUCCCUGGGCCAUCCGGACAGAAGCCCACCCCAGCUAAACCUGAGCGGGCUUCUCGUCCCGGACAUAGCCGCAUCCCUGGCCGAGACCACCGCCGCUACUACCAUGAGUACUGGCGGAGUGAAUAUUUGAUGGACUUUGACCCCAGAAGGCAUGGUAUGAUUUGCAUGGUGUGUGGGAGUUCUUUAGCCACGCUAAAACUGAGCACCAUUAAAAGGCACAUCAAGCAAAAGCAUCCCGACUCCUUGCUCUGGAGCGCGUCUGAUAAGGAGGUGAUCCGCUCAGGCUGGGAGAGCCAUCUGAACCUGGAAAAAAGCCAGAAACCUUUCUGCACAGACUCAGCCGUUGCUACAGAGCCGGAGGAGACGCUUGACUGUGCGAAACUCUCUACAGGUUUGGGCAAGCCCAUCAGUGAUGAGACGAGUAAACCCAGGUCCAGGCCCAGACCCAAGUCUAAGUUCAAGCCCCAGCCUCAACCCCAGCCCGAGCCCGAGCUUGAGCCUGAGCACGAGCCUGAGCCCGAGCCUGAGCCAAAAGUCACCAAAGCGAGUGCCUCUCCACCAGCCCCAUCAGUCCAGGAGCCUCAGGGUCCAUCUGCACAGAUUCUGGAGCGUUACCUGAACGACUCGCUGCAUGCAUGGUUCCGGCAGGAGUUCCUGAUGGAGUACCAGGCGGAGGCGGGCCGGCUGGUUUGCAUGGUUUGCAGCUGCCCACUGCCAUCGCUUCACCUGGACCACAUCAAGAGCCAUGUGCUGGAGCUGCACCCAGACUCGCUGGUGUACAGUUCAGAGGAGAAGCACUGCAUCCUGCAGACAUGGGCCCAAACUCAUGAAUCAGACUCUGCUAGAGACUAUUUCAAAUCAGAGCCAGACACCAAAGAUCCGACAGUGGACAACACAGUCCAGUUCUUCCCCUCGGAAAUGGACCCUCUCCCGGACCACUCAGAGCCGUAUGCAGGAGGAGAAGGAGAACCACCAGGUGCUGCUCAAAACCCAAACAUGCUGCCUCAUCAGUUUCCCAAUAGGAGACUGAAGAACGGGUGCCCCUGGCGCCUGCGUUUGGACUACCUGGUUGCACUCGGACCUUCGAGCAGUCCAGGCUGCUACUGCAUGGUGUGUUCUGAACAGCUGCCGCUGGCUAGAGUGAGUAGUUUUCGUAGGCACAUCCAGGAACGCCACCCCGAGACCGCAAAUCUCAGCCGCAGAGAGAGAGAAGAUAUAGCCAGCGCCUGGACAGGGGAAGGAGACCCAGAGGAGUCAGCCAUGCAGACAGAACAGGCCACACCCAUCGAUAUCACUGCUGGAUCACUGCCUGCAAACACACAGACGCCAUCCACCAAACCCAGCAAGCAGAGCACCAUCAAGACAGAAGAUAAAGAGAGGAAGGUGACGCCUUCUACACCGCACAGACAAACUCACUAUCCAGGCAAAGACCAGAGGCGCAACUACCAGGUGCGCUGGCGCAUGGAGUAUCUCAUGGACUACGACUGCAGGAGACAUGGACUAAUCUGCAUGGUGUGUGGAGCCACGUUAGCCACGCUGAAGGUCAGCACAAUCAAGAGACACAUCCAGCAGGUGCACCCUCGCUCGCUGGACUACAGCACGGAGGAGAAGCAGCAGGCUCUGCAGAGCUACAACCAGACCGCCCUGCACUUCGUCCACUCCGAUGACUGUUUCUCAUCUUCGGAUCACAGCCAUGGAGCGCAUGCUAGCGCUAAAGCUGAAGUCGAACAGACUGUAUGUUAUAGCACUUAACUGAACAUUAGUGGGGUGUGGCAUGUUUUCUUUCGCUCAGGAAGUUGAUUAUUGGAACAAGCCAAAAAAAUAUCUCCACAGCUUUUUUUUGUUAUUAUUUUAGGGGGAAGGGGUUUAAGUUUUAAAAAAACUUAAUUUGCACUUUUUUUCACAGCAAAUCGUUCUGUGAAAAAGGUCAUUUGACCAAGCAGUGAUCACCUGUUAAACACAAGUGGCAGCGCAUGCCCUGCUAACGUAAAUCCAGCUUCAAGAUGGAGAAUUGUAAAUGUGCUUCCUUCAGAGAAAUAACAUCAGUGGGAUGGAUUUGAGUGAAGGUUUUUUUCUUGUUUCUAAGCACCUUUAUAAAGCAUCCUCAUUUGUACAGUGCAGUCUAUGGCAAGACUGUUAUUGCUGCAGAAUUACAGGGGUUAACGUGCUGAACUUUGCAUUGAAUUGGUUUGCAUGGGCUUAGCAUUGCAAUGGGCCACACAUUCUGCACUUAAGAAAGCACUGGGUACGGAUGCUGGGGGACCAUUAUGGGCCAUGGACCUUAUGGCACCUUAUGAGGCACACGCUGUGUGCAAAGUGUCAGUUAGAUUUCAGUGAACUUCUCAAAACCCUUUCAUUGUACCAUAUUUUUUACACUUUAGCAAAUUCACGAAUGACAAAUGAUGACAUUUAUGUUGAAAUACUACCUUUUAAUUAGGUAGGGCUGCACAAUACAGACAACAUUGCAAUUACAUAUUGUGAUUGAUUGUAAUACUCCAGUAUAUUACAAUAUAUCAAAGUCAAUAUAUGAAAUCAAAGUGUAACUGUACAUUACUUUUGUAAUCUAUGGUCAUAUUAAGAACAGUUGGGUUUCUCCGUUAAAUUUAAAAUCUAAUUGCAGUGAACUUUAACCACCUCUAAACAUCACUGUGUAUCAGAGCAUAGAAAAUUUAUAUUUAACCAAUAAUGUCAGAGCAUGUUUUUCCUCAACCUCAUCUACAGUCCCCUUUAAAAUGAUUGGAACGGUGAGGCCAGUCCCAUUAUUUCUGCUGUAGACUGAAAACAUUUGGGAUUGACAUUUUAAAGAUGAAUAUGAAACAAUAGAUUAACAAUUUAGCUGUUAUUUCAAGGUAUUUACAUCUGGAUCUGAUUCACAGUUCAGAAGAUAGCACCUCCUGUCUGAACCCACCCAUUUUUCUUGUGAGCAAAAGUAUAAAACAGGUAAACUUAAAGUAAAUUAAAGUGCCCUCUGUAGGUUGUUACUGAUUUCACUAACAGUUGUUUAAGUUUUUUUUUUUUACAACACAAUGUUUCUGUUAUCAACUGGUGUGUUUUUUUUCUUGGUCUACCUGUUAUUUAGUACACCAGUGAUGACUUUCUUCUUCAGGACUUUUUCCAAACAUUUCUCAGCUUCAUAGUUAAAGUUUUUUUUACCUAUAGACAGCUCUCUGGUUUAUACAUUCUCAGUCUACACAUAACCCAAAUCUGAAACUAUGAAGCUAUGUGUAUUUUUGAAUAAUAAUGUAUUUGUUUUUGGGAAACAAAACAUACCUGGCAGUCACAUGUUCCAGUACUUUUGCUCACAAGAAAAAAUGGGUGGGUUAAGCCAGAAGGUGCUAUCUUCUGAACUGUGAAUCAGAUCCAGAUUUAAAAACCUGAAAAAGAAGAACAGAAAUGUUGAUCUUUUGUCUCCUUUUUUAUGUCAAAGUCAAAGUUUUUAUUCUAGAGCAGAAAUAAUGGGAUUGACCUCACUGUUCCUAUACGUUUGGAGGGCACUGUAUAAUGAAGCAGCAUUUGUGAUCUCCUAAAUUUUGGGAUAGCUCUUUCCUCGUCCUGUUUUGCCCAACUCCUAAUUCUGGUGCUGGUGGAGGUGUUGGAGGCAGCUCUGGGCCGUUUCCUAAAGUAAGUUUAGCAUUAAAAACAUCUUAACACGGAGAUAAAGUGCUCAGUGUAAUGGACACUCAACCAUCCAAGAAUCAUCUUAGUACUAAUACUCUUUUGAGAAACCUAACCCAGUUUGUUAGAACAUGCCUGGUUCUAACAGUACAAUUAAAUCCUAAUGGACAGAUUUAUGCUCUGCCCAUUAUUUUUUUCCUACCUAUAUGUCCUGUUUCACCAAGAAAUUAUUUGAUUUAAGAAGAAAAUAUGAUUUCUUAUUUUAUGUUGAUUUGUAACAUGGGUAAAAUUGGCUUGCUUUUUUUCUCUUAUCAAUCCAUUGAUUCAUCUAAAUGUGGACAGAAACACUGAUUGGUCAACAUGCUCACAGAAACCUUGCUGUGAUUGGUUAGAGGUCUGUUUACUAUGUCAGCACUGCAAAGCCCCAUAUCACAAUAAUGAUUAACAGACUGUAUAUUGUGCAGCCCUAGCAUGAGGUUUCCUAAAGAAAGGUAUUUGAAAGUCUUGAUUACUUUAAAUAUAGGAGGAAAAGCCCAUUGCUGGCUUAACUGAAAUGAGGGACUUGAGUCCAUGUCUCAGGGAGUGUGUGUGUUUUACGUAGGUUGCAUGUUUUUGGUGGCAUGACCACAAACUACAACAUACUUCAGAUUUAGCUGAUUUAAAAUUAAUUUGCAGCUUAAAGAAAGGCAAAGUAGCUAAAUGAGCCAAGACAAGCAAGCAGCUUUUCCCCACCACCCCCAAGACCCUCCUUUUCAAGUCAUGUUCAUACUUAAACAAAUAGUUCAGUGAAAAAUAAAAAAAUUAACAUGACUUAUCGCUGACACCAGUCGAUCAAACAAGACCUUCAAAAAUGUGAUGAGCUUCUUUAGUUUAGAACAGUGGAUUUUGGCUAGAAGCUAUGCUAGCUAAUGUUGCUAACGAACAGUAAACUUAGACUGUUACAAACCUCAAAUUGGUGAUUAGCUACAUGCUAAAAUCUUAAUUUAUUUGCAUCU